Triticum aestivum (bread wheat) is the source of this 767-nucleotide messenger RNA. RefSeq names its product early nodulin-93. The transcript is spliced from 3 exons. The coding region runs from base 187 to 498 and encodes 103 amino acids. The record is from RefSeq and is a predicted model, not a curated record. Lineage: Eukaryota; Viridiplantae; Streptophyta; Magnoliopsida; Poales; Poaceae.
AAAUCGCCUUUCUUCCCGCCCGCUGGUUGCGCGGUUUCCUGCAACCUAUAAAUCCAGUCGGAGAACCUCACCUGUCCAUCCAUCUCAUCUCAUCCAACUCACACUACUACUGAUCUCAGCUAGCCUAGGAGUACUCGAGUUUACUACCAGUUCAAUUCCUUCGGUACGAGGCUCUCUCCGGCGAAGAUGUCUACGGUGACCCGCGCCUACCUCGACCAGAGGCUCGCCGCCGCCAAGCGCUGCUCCAGAGAGGCUGCCAUGGCGGGAGCAAAGGCCGCGGCCGUCGCCACCGUCGCUGCCGCAGUGCCCACACUGGCGAGCGUGAGGAUGCUGCCGUGGGCCAAGGCGCACCUGAACCCGACCGGGCAGGCGCUCAUCAUCUCCACCGUGGCCGGGAUGGCCUACUUCAUCGUCGCCGACAAGACCAUCCUGUCCAUGGCCAGAAAGCACUCCUUCGACGACGCGCCAGACCACCUCAAGAACACCUCCUUCCACUAAUUAGACACUUGAUUAGCCAUGGCCCAAUAAACUGUGUACGCAGGCCCGUGGCAACGUGUCGGCUGAAACAUAGUAGUAUAAUGUUCAGCGACAGGGCCAGCAGGCGAGGCGACGAUGGUUGCAGUGCUGAAAGGUGGUGUUCAGCCCUUCAAUUUGUGCGAGCAAGCACUUAUUAUCUGAUGAUGUAUGUAUGUAAUAAUGUGGCCAUGUUCUCCAUCUUAGUAUCUUCCCGGAGAUCUUGAAUUAAUAACAACUACUAGUUCUAAUAA